GUAGAGUAUGAACAGAGGCGGGCGGGUAGCCAUCGUGCUGCCCUGCCCUGCCCUGUCCGUCUUGUCGAAAUCAUCGAUUUGUUUCCUCCUCCUUCUCCUCCUCUUCCUCCUCCUGUUCCUCCUCCCUUCUCGAAAUCCUUCAUGUCGUUUCUGACGACGCACAGCGAGCAACGAACGAGCGAAUCGUUUAGCCAUCCAUGCAGCCGACCGCCUAAUGUGGACUGCUCCACUCCAUUACCACCGCUGCUGAUCGAUGCCGCGUCGUUGGCCCGCCCGUUUGGCAUACGAUAUCUCCGUUACGACGACGACGACGACGACGGCGAUCGGUCGCCAUCUGCCACCGUGCGUGCCGUGCCGGUAGAUCACGCGCCACGGUCCGCCUUCUGUGUUCUCUCCCAGUCCCUUAAUCGCCAUAAAUAA
Molecule: messenger RNA, 420 nt
Organism: Soboliphyme baturini
Lineage: Eukaryota; Metazoa; Nematoda; Enoplea; Dioctophymatida; Soboliphymatidae
Source: the annotation of a GenBank genome assembly